GUGAAGACUCGUAAACCUCGUGAACCUGUUGUAGUGGAACUAUUGGAUUCAGACGAGGAGGAAGAUACGGUCUCAGAGCCCCGAGGUAUAGUACAGAACCCUGAUGAACCUAUUGAGAUAAGUUCUGGGUCGGAGACUGAAGAUCUUCCAAUGGAUUGUUUGCAACCUUCAUCCUCAGGGUAUUAUCAGAAUUAUAAUAAUUGGAAUCCCCAACAGGAUAUGUUCGACAUUUUGAGUUCAGGAUUCAAUUUUGAUGAGUUUGAUGAUUACGGCGGGCGAGGAAAGAAAGGAAAAGGAGAAGGAAAGAAGAGUAAACCUCCCCCACCCCCUCCAGAGUCCUCUGAUGACGACGACCUGAUUGUGGUUAAGACUGACUACAACACCGUGGACCCUUUCACCAAGAAGGAGAUCGUGGAUCCCGUGAAGAACAAGAAGUGUGGACAUAUCUACGAGAAAUCAACCAUCUACUCAAUGAUAGAUUUGGCUCGUGAGAACCAUAAACCGGUUAGAUGCCCAUAUAUGGGAUGUAACUGCAGGGACUUUAAGAAAACAGAUCUACUCAAGGACCGUGAGGUGUUGGCUCACCUGGAGAAGGUGCGGGAUGAGAGGGAGGUUGUCAAGGCGGAGACAGAUAAGGCGGAGAAGGAGAAGAGGCGACGGAAGGCGGAGAAGAAAGCUGAAGGCGGAGAAUCUGAUCAAAGCGCGGAUAGUAUUAUUGAGGACGUUAUUGAGAUGAUCAAGGAUAAGAAGAAAGAGGUCAGUCACAAGAUUUAAUCGAAAGCAAUAAGA
Molecule: messenger RNA, 789 nt
Organism: Eurytemora carolleeae
Lineage: Eukaryota; Metazoa; Arthropoda; Copepoda; Calanoida; Temoridae
Biological process (GO): double-strand break repair via homologous recombination; protein sumoylation
Cellular component (GO): Smc5-Smc6 complex; nucleus
Molecular function (GO): SUMO ligase activity; zinc ion binding
Source: RefSeq, a predicted model, not a curated record